AUGCAUCUCUCCUCUCUCCUCCUUCUUUCUGCCCUGCCGGGCUCCCUCGCCGGCGCCAUCGGCCGGCCGCAGCCCCAGCAGAAGGGCCUUCACAAGCUGGCCUUGCAAGCUGGGCUGAAGUAUUUUGGCUCAGCGACCGACUCCCCGGGCCAACGCGAGCGCGCCGGCAAGGAGGACGCCUACCCGCAGUAUGACUAUAUCAUGUGGAAGUCGGGCGAGUUCGGGCAAACGACGCCUACAAAUGGGCAGAAGUGGCUCUUCACCGAACCCUCCCGAGGCGUCUUCAACUUCACUGAAGGCGAGAUCGUGGCCACCAAGGCUCGGAAAGCUGGCUAUUAUCUGCGCUGCCAUGCCCUCGUCUGGCACAGCCAGCUCGCACCCUGGGUCGAGUCGCGCAACUGGACGAAGGCCGAACUCCGCAAGGUAAUUGUCGACCACGUCACCCGCGUGGCUGGCCACUGGCGCGGACGUUGCUACGCCUGGGACGUGGUGAACGAAGCGCUCAACGAGGACGGCACUUACCGCCAGUCGAUCUUCUACCAGGUGUUGGGUGAGGAGUACAUCAAGCUUGCGUUCAAGACGGCGGCGAAGGCGGAUCCCCAUGCGAAGUUGUAUUAUAAUGAUUAUAAUCUGGAGUGGCCUAGCGCGAAGACGGAGGGGGCGAAGAGGAUUGUAAAGAUGCUCAGGAAGGAGGGGAUCCGGAUUGACGGUGUCGGGUUGCAGGCCCAUUUGGUGGCGGAGAAUCAUCCAACGCUGGAUCAACAUAUUGAUGCGAUCAAGGGUUUCGCGGAUUUGGGUGUGGAGGUGGCGCUGACGGAGUUGGAUGUCCGGUUGACGGUGCCGGCGACGGCUGAGAAUCUUGCGCAGCAGAAGGAGGCUUAUAAGAAUGUCGUCGGUGCUUGCGUCCAAGUCAAGGGCUGCAUCGGUGUCACUAUCUGGGACUUCUACGACCCCUUCUCCUGGGUGCCCGACUACUUCCCCAGCGAGGGUGCGCCUUUGCUCUGGUUCGCCAACUUCACAAAGCACCCCGCCUACGACGGCGUCGUCGAGGCGCUGACCAACAAGACCACUAAGGCGAAAGGCAAGGGCCCGCGAGCGCUCCUCUGGUAA
This is a messenger RNA of Thermochaetoides thermophila DSM 1495, 1110 nucleotides long. RefSeq lists its product as uncharacterized. Gene Ontology annotation, biological process: carbohydrate metabolic process. The coding region runs from base 1 to 1110 and encodes 369 amino acids. The transcript is spliced from 3 exons. The record is from RefSeq and is a predicted model, not a curated record. Lineage: Eukaryota; Fungi; Ascomycota; Sordariomycetes; Sordariales; Chaetomiaceae. Gene Ontology annotation, molecular function: hydrolase activity, hydrolyzing O-glycosyl compounds.